This is a messenger RNA of Dovyalis caffra, 825 nucleotides long. The record is from the annotation of a GenBank genome assembly. Lineage: Eukaryota; Viridiplantae; Streptophyta; Magnoliopsida; Malpighiales; Salicaceae.
AUGCAAUGCAACAGUGCUGGUGCAUCCAUACUCGAAACUGGGUGGGAGCCAGGCACUCAUGAUGGAAUUGCAUUGAGGUUAUCCAUCAAAGGCCUCACUGCAAUCACUUUUGACAUGAGAGGUGUUGGAAGAUCCCCAGGCUGGAGUUCUCUUACUGGUUUCGCUGAAAUUCAAGAUGUCAUUGCUGUUUGUACUUGGGUCUCUCAAAACUUGUCUCCAAACAAGAUUUUCUUGGUGGGUUCCCCUGCAGGAGCUCCAAUUUCUGGUUCUGCAGCUGAUAAGUUGGAGGAAAUUAUUGGUUAUGUAAGCAUAGGUUACCCUUUUGGCUUAACUGCUUCCAUUCAGUUUGGGAGGCAACAUAAAGCAAUUUUACAGUCGCCCAAACCAAAACUGUCAUGGGCACUAGAGAUGGAUGGUGGAUUUAAUUCUGGGUUUCCUCGCAUCAUUGGAGGGAUCAGCAGCCUGGCUAGCAAAACAUUUGCCUCACUGACUUGUAGAAUCAGCAGACAGAGCCAGUAUUCAGCAGGUUUUUCAAAUGCCUGGCUAGAUUGCCAGAUAAACAGCGUUCCACCACAACUGGCAUGUCUAACGAUGGGACCAUCGCAGGCAAUAAUAAAAUCUGCUACUGCUGCUGCGGGUGCUCACAUUAUUGUUGGUCGAUGGGAGCCUUGGAACGCAUUGUCUUAUUCUCUUACUGUUUCUCUUGUUGGGCUACGGUCAAGAUGCAAAUUUAUUCCUAUCUACAUUCCACCCUAUGUGGUUCGGUCAAAAAAGGGCCCACAUUCAGCUGAUAGUAAAGAAGUAAAACUGGCUGGCAGUCUGUAG